GUGAACCACUGGAACUGAGAGCUCCAGAGAAGCAGUGGUGAUAAAAAGAGGCUUUCAAGAGAAAGCUAGGGAGCCAACAACGCCCUCGUUACCGAAUUGCAAGUCUAUAGAUUCUCAAUGGUCCAGGCUAAUAGCUGAGAGGAGCAGUUUGAGACUGAAUUGAAAUAUUUCCGCGGAAAGACGUUCGGCUAGGGAGCCAGGGAGCCAUGGAGCCGGGAGAAAGAAGCCCUCAGCAGAUAAGGCAAGCGCUGCUUUUCUUUGUUUUCCUGGGAGGGUCUUUGGUGUGUUCAGAGACCUGGCGCUAUUCUGUGGCAGAGGAAAUGGAGGUCGGCUCUUUUAUAGGCAACGUGGUGAAAGACAUAGGUUUGGGCGUGGAAGACCUGGCUGCGCGGGGGGCCAGAGUCAUCUUUGAUGACUAUAAACCAUACAUGCAAUUGGAUCGGCAGACUGGCAACUUGAUCUUAAAUGAGAAACUGGACCGGGAGGCGCUUUGCGAUCUCACCGAGCCAUGCAUAUUAAAUUUCCAGAUAUUAUUAGAAAAUCCUUUGCAAUUUUUUCGAGCUGAGCUUAGGGUCAAAGACAUAAAUGAUCACACUCCCACGUUUCUAGACAAACAUAUACUUCUGAAAAUCUUAGAAAGUACUACUCCAGGAACCUCAUUCCAAAUGGAUAGCGCUCAGGACUUGGAUGUAGGAAAGAAUGCUGUUCAAAACUACACAUUAAGCCCCAAUCCUCAUUUCCACCUUAAACUGCAAGACAGUGAGGAGGGUAGAAAAUACGCAGAGCUGUUGCUGGACCAACCUCUGGAUCGAGAAAAGGAGCCUGAACUUAGAUUAACACUAACAGCCCUGGAUGGUGGGUCUCCGCCCAGGUCUGCAACUGCACUGGUGCGUGUGUUGGUCUCAGAUAUCAAUGACAAUGCCCCAGAGUUUGAGAGGUCUGUCUAUGAGGUUUUGGUACCAGAAAACAGCCCUCUGGACUCCUUGGUCGUCAAGGUGUCUGCUACAGAUUUAGAUGCAGGACUAAAUGGAGAACUAUCUUAUUCAUUUUCCCACGUCUCCAGAGACAUACGGAAAACAUUUGAAAUCCAUCCCAUUUCUGGCGAAGUCCGUUUAAAAGCACUUCUGGAUUUCGAGUUAAUUAAGUCUUAUACAAUAAAUAUUCAGGCCAUUGACGGUGGGAGCCUUUCAGGAAAAUCAGCAAUUUUAGUUAGUGUUGUAGAUGUGAAUGACAACCCACCAGAAAUAGUCAUAACAUCUCUUACCAGCCCCAUACCGGAAAAUUCGUCACCUGACAUGGUAGUCGCUGUUUUUAGCCUACGAGACCAAGACUCUGGGGACAACGGGAGGAUGGUUUGCUCAAUUCAGGACAAUCUCCCCUUUCUCUUGAAGCCUACCUUCAAAAAUUUCUACACCCUGCUAACAGAGAGCCCUCUAGACAGAGAGAAAAGAGCCGAGUACAACAUCGCCAUCACCGUCACUGACAUGGGAACCCCCAGGCUGAAAACCGAGCACAACAUAACCGUGCUGGUGUCCGACGUCAACGACAACGCCCCCGCCUUCACCCAGACCUCCUACACCCUGUCCGUCCGCGAGAACAACAGUCCCGGCCUGCACAUCGGCAGCGUCCGCGCCACAGACAGAGACGCGGGCGCCAACGCCCAGGUCACCUACUCGCUGCUGCCGCCCCUCGACGCGCACGUGCCCCUGGCCUCCCUGGUGUCCAUCAACCCAGACAACGGCCACCUGUUCGCCCUGAGGUCCCUGGACUACGAGGCCCUGCGGGCGUUCGAGUUCCGCGUGGGCGCCGCCGACCGCGGUUCGCCCGCGCUCAGCAGCCAGGCGCUGGUGCGCGUGCUCGUGGCGGACGACAACGACAACGCGCCCUUCGUGCUGUACCCGCUGCAGAACGCCUCGGCGCCCUUCACCGAGCUGGUGCCCAGGGCGGCCGAGGCGGGCUACCUGGUGACCAAGGUGGUGGCGGUGGACGGCGACUCGGGCCAGAACGCCUGGCUGUCGUACCAGCUGCUCAAGGCCACGGAGCCCGGGCUGUUCGGCGUGUGGGCGCACAACGGCGAGGUGCGCACGGCCCGGCUGCUGAGCGAGCGCGACGCGGCCAAGCACAGGCUGCUGGUGCUGGUCAAGGAUAACGGCGAGCCGCCGCUCUCGGCCAGCGUCACGCUGCACGUGCUGCUGGUGGACGGCUUCUCGCAGCCCUACCUGCCGGCCCCGGAAGCGGAAGCGGCGGACGCGGCCUCGGCCGCCCCUCUCACCGUCUACCUGGUGGUGGCCUUGGCGUCGGUGUCGUCGCUCUUCGUCUUCUCGGUGCUGGUGUUCGUCUCGGUGCGGCUGUGCAGGAGGGGCGGGGGAGCCUCGGUGGGUCGCUGCUCGGUGCCCGAGGGCCACUUUCCGGGCCACCUGGUGGACGUCAGCGGCACGGGGACCCUGUCCCAGAGCUACCAGUACGAGGUGUGUCUGAAGGGGGGCUCUGGGACCAGCGAGUUCAACUUUCUGAAGUCUGUUGCCUCCAAUCACCAAGAGUCUGUAAAUGAUGUAGAGGAAAACUCAAACUUUAUAAAUCGUUUUGGAUUCAAUUAGGAAUUUUUUGGUUUUUCAGAGCAUUCGGGAUGAAAGUUAGUUUUCUCUAAAUAUACCGUUUCCAUUAGCCUUUUGGGCCAUAAAGAAUUUAUUGAUUUUUUUUUCUGAUUUCAUUUUGCUAGUUAAGGAGAUUAGAAAUUUUAUUUGAGAAUAUACUCAUACUUACUCUAUUAUUUCUAUUUUGAUGGAAACAAAGAACUUUCAAUUUUACUUCAUUACUGAAAAGUCAUGAAUAUUUGUUAGUUUUUCAGUUUUUCAUCAUCAAGCACUAUUGAUUUGAAGGUGACCCCAAACCCAUUCUCUGAUUGUUGUCCAGAAACUUUUUCUAAAUUUUUGAUGUUGUGGUUACUUAGGAGAUGAGCAUGAUACAAAUAUAAUGAAUUAUUAGUAAAUCUUCUGUUUAAUCUGAUAUUAUGCCUCCUUGUCUUAAACUUUUAAAUGGAGAAAUAUCUGAAAAAACGGCAUGUUUUUGUUUCACAGUAGUAUUAAAUGGAAAAGACUACAAUUUAUCCUAUACUUAAAGGUGUUUUCUCUUUUUUUAUCAACCUGCAGUAUAUAAUAUAUGAGUAGUAUUGAAAGAUUAUUAGGUUAUUUUAGGAUAUUUAAAUAAUAGAUUCCUUUUGUGGUGUCUGUCUAGCCCACCCCAUCUUUUUCUGGAAACUUCUCUCUUCAGUAAAAAUGUACUGUUGCAGCCAUGUUUAUUUUAUAUGACCCAUCUCCCUCUGUGAUUUCAAACAACAAGACAAGGUGGUAGACAUUACUGAUCCAAACUGACCCAAUCUCAUUAUCUAUGCUUAAAAAAAUGACUUUAGAAACUGGUUAUAGUAUCUCUGUUAGACACUUAGCAAGAAAGUGAUACCAUGUUGGCUAAAUACAUGAAAGAAGCACAGAAAGCCAAUCUACUUAGAGACAAAAAGGAAGGAGAUGCCUCAUUGUGGAUUUUCCAGUUGCUCCCAAAUGUACUUUCUCUCUUGAGCUUUUGGAAAUAAAUAUGAAAUUUUUAAAUAAAUUUCCCUCUAAAUAAGAUAGCUAAGUGGAUUUGUUCUCUUAUCAAAAGCACUUUUAGAUAUGCUUGCAUGGAUUGGACCUUACUAUUAAUUUGAGAUGUUAAAAACUGUGGUUUUCAUAUUAAUGUAAUAUUUAGGAUCAAAAGGUUGUGGAAUAUUAGUAGUCUGUAAGGGACAAGAACAAGCGUUUGUUAGAAUAUACAAUUUUGAGAAGAAUUGAUGGAUAUAUCCAAACUGUACAGUCUUUGGAGUGUUUAAUAGAAAUUAGAAAUUCUUAGCAAAUUCUAUUAUAUAAGAGUUUUUGAAUAUCAUUAGUGUCAUAAUAGCUUUACUGCAAAAUAACACUGAUAAUGUAAAAAUGUGGUCUAAGAGAUGUAUGCCUUAUUUGUAGGCUCAUUAUAGCCUUGUUAUUAUGUUCUUUCUUUUUUAAAAUAUAUUCCUUUGCUUAGGGGAACCAGGGUAUUUUGUCAUUCAGUGAAAAAAAAUUUUAGAUCAUUUUGAAUUAUUUCAAGUUACUAUUCAAAGGAGCAUAGAAAAAAAGUCACUUGAGAACAUGCUGUCUUGUUUAUUUAGCUCAUACAAUGAACUAGGAUGUUAGCAAAA
Globicephala melas (long-finned pilot whale) is the source of this 4207-nucleotide messenger RNA. RefSeq names its product protocadherin beta-18-like. Gene Ontology annotation, molecular function: calcium ion binding. The record is from RefSeq and is a predicted model, not a curated record. Lineage: Eukaryota; Metazoa; Chordata; Mammalia; Artiodactyla; Delphinidae. Gene Ontology annotation, biological process: homophilic cell-cell adhesion. Gene Ontology annotation, cellular component: plasma membrane.